UUGUUGUAGAGCAUCGAUUGUGAAUAAAACUGCAACUACCCGUUGGCACGGCUUUAUUCUUAGUAAUGAAACUUCAUGCAUGCUCCGCUGACCGUGAACAGAAAAUGCCGGGAAAGUAAAAACGACAACGGACGGGAGAGGGGGAAAACGGACGAGACAUCUAACGGCCAGCUACUUUCCAAUCGUCUUGCACGCUUGUAGUACGCUUGUGAGCCGUCGAUCUGUAAAGUUAACCCAUUUUUUUCAUAUAGGGACAACAACAACAAUUGCAAUAGCAGGGACAAGAUUUUGAUUUUUCGCUGGGAACAACAACAACAAUUGCAAUAGCAGGGACAAGAUUUUGAUUUUUCGCUGGGAUUUUAACAAAAAUUUAGAAUUGAAGUUUUGAAUUAGAUUUUCAAGCGGUAAUGGCGAUGCACAGGAACAUUAUGGGAAGAGGAAGGGUAUUCAUAUCCUCUUUUUCUUUUCUUUUCUACCAAAACACUAGUAAGAAUUACGCUUCCACGCCUUCCUCUAUGCUCAACAGCUCUUUGAAAGCGGCGGAAGCUGCCAAAUUUGCUGCAAUGGCGGACAAAUGGUGGGAUUAUGAAGGGCCAUACAAACCUCUGCAUUUGAUGAACCCUACUAGAAUAUCCUUUAUUCGCUCAGCACUUUGUCAGCACUUCAGAAAAGAUCCAAAUAAUGCAAGGCCUUUUGAAGGAUUGAGAAUUAUUGACAUUGGAUGUGGAGGUGGAUUACUUUCUGAGCCCUUAGCGAGAAUGGGAGCACAAGUGACAGGAAUUGAUGCAGUGGAGAAAAAUAUUAACAUGGCAUCAGUGCAUGCUGUGAGAGAUCCAUUGACUGCAUCAAUAGAUUAUCGGUGCACCACAGCUGAGCAGCUGGUACAAGAGGAAGAACACUUUGAUGCUGUAAUUUCACUUGAGGUGAUUGAGCAUGUUGCAAACCCUCAGGAAUUUUGCAAAUCUUUGGCAGCAUUGACCAUUGACAAUGGAGCCAUAUUUAUCUCAACAAUUAAUCGGACAAUACGAUCAUAUAUUGCAGCCAUUGUUGCAGCCGAGUAUAUCCUAGGUUGGCUUCCAAGAGGAACACAUGAUUGGUCCAAUCUAAUUACUCCAAAUGAACUUGUUUUGCUCAUGAAGCAUGCUUCUAUUAUGGUCCAGGAAAUGGCAGGACUUACCUACGACCCUUUGAGGCACAGUUGGAACUUAUCAGAUAAUACAGAUGUUAACUAUAUUUGUUUUGGAGUGAAGAAAGAUACAUAAGUUCAUAAUGUGUUUUGCUUUUCAGGUGUGUUGUAUGGUAUAGCAUACAUCAGCACUAUUAUUAUCUUUCAAAAUAUUUGAUGAGAAUGGUGCAGCCAAAUGUUGUUUAGUUGCUAAAGUGUUCUGUGAGCUGGGUUUUUGAAAAAACUUUCUCCAAUGAAAUGAUGCAAUGCCUACAGGGUUGCAAGCAAUCUAAUGUAUCAUAUGUUCACUAAAUAUUUCUCGUUACAAAGGAAACAUGUGAUACUCCCUGAUUCUUUAUGCCAACAAACUUUUGAAUUCCGAGUAUAGAAUGUAGAUGUUAUACUCCCCAAUUCUUUCCGUCCAACGAACUUUUGAAUUCUGAGUAUAGAAUGUAAUAAGUUAUAUGGCAGCUUCAUCACCUAGUGCUUUUUGAACAGGAUAAAUUCAUGGAUUGAUGUUUAUUUUGUUUUAAUUAUUAUUGAUUGAUCCCUGUUCAACAUCA
Cryptomeria japonica (Japanese cedar) is the source of this 1728-nucleotide messenger RNA. RefSeq names its product ubiquinone biosynthesis O-methyltransferase, mitochondrial. The record is from RefSeq and is a predicted model, not a curated record. Bases 408 to 1262 code for a protein of 284 amino acids. Lineage: Eukaryota; Viridiplantae; Streptophyta; Pinopsida; Cupressales; Cupressaceae. The transcript has 9 exons. Gene Ontology annotation, molecular function: 2-methoxy-6-polyprenyl-1,4-benzoquinol methyltransferase activity. Gene Ontology annotation, biological process: ubiquinone biosynthetic process.